This is a messenger RNA of Drosophila navojoa, 812 nucleotides long. RefSeq names its product prolyl 4-hydroxylase subunit alpha-2. Gene Ontology annotation, molecular function: iron ion binding; L-ascorbic acid binding; protein binding. NCBI's taxonomy places the organism in Eukaryota, Metazoa, Arthropoda, Insecta, Diptera, Drosophilidae. Gene Ontology annotation, cellular component: endoplasmic reticulum. Gene Ontology annotation, biological process: peptidyl-proline hydroxylation to 4-hydroxy-L-proline. The record is from RefSeq and is a predicted model, not a curated record.
UAUCUAGCCCCAUUCAAAAUGGAACUGUUGUCCGAGGAUCCUUACAUGGUUGUAUUUCACGAUGUGAUCUACCAAUCGGAGAUAGAACAUCUGAGCCGUAUAUCUGAGCCCUUGUUGCGACGCGCAGGAGUUGUUAACGACGAUGAACUAGAUGACGUGUUACUCAAGUUUCGAACUGCCAAUGGCGCUUUCCUAUUUAUGGACGAAGGGUCGACGAAGGAUGCUCAAUUGGUGGGGCGCAUAUUCCAGAGGAUGAAGGAUAUGUCUGACUUACAAAUAAAGGAUGACGCUUUUGAAUAUCUGAAAUAUGACUUUGGUGGUCAUUACGUUCUCCAUGAGGAUUAUUUUAACUACACCGAUGAGGAGUACGCUGACGAUCGCUUUGCGACCUUUAUAAUUUAUCUCAAUGAUGUGACUCGGGGUGGUGCUACAGUGUUUCCCCACGUGGAGAUAGCGGUUCAUCCGGAGAGGGGCAAAGUGAUCCACUGGUACAACAUGAAUCCCAACUCAUUAGACUAUGAGGUCCGCUCUUAUCAUGGCGCUUGCCCCGUUCUGAUCGGCCAAAAGAUUGCUCUAGCCUACUGGAUCCACGAGCAAGAUCAAAUGUUUGUUAAACCUUGCUUGCAGCGACCAUUGCACCGAACUUGACAAUGGUUGACGGGGAAGAGAAAAGGCGAGAGAGAGUUUCAGAAAGAGAGAAUAAUGGAGCAUAACGUUCUUUACCUAUUUAUGUCUAUCUAUAAGCCGUCGACAUCAUCAAUAAUUAUUUUCUAGUUCAAUAUAGCAUUGAUGGUUAUGGUACGGGUGAAGCC